This is a messenger RNA of Puntigrus tetrazona (Sumatra barb), 8679 nucleotides long. RefSeq names its product glutamate receptor, metabotropic 5b (gene grm5b). NCBI's taxonomy places the organism in Eukaryota, Metazoa, Chordata, Actinopteri, Cypriniformes, Cyprinidae. The record is from RefSeq and is a predicted model, not a curated record. Gene Ontology annotation, biological process: G protein-coupled glutamate receptor signaling pathway; trans-synaptic signaling by endocannabinoid, modulating synaptic transmission; regulation of synaptic transmission, glutamatergic. Gene Ontology annotation, molecular function: adenylate cyclase inhibiting G protein-coupled glutamate receptor activity; G protein-coupled receptor activity involved in regulation of postsynaptic membrane potential. Gene Ontology annotation, cellular component: postsynaptic density membrane.
CUGGUUUGUGUCCGAUUGAGGUGGGGUACCGCGGGGAUCGGUGCUGGGCUCCUCGCGUUUUUAAAAACAUAUGCGUUCUCGCGCCCUCACGAGAACUAAAAUAAAUCAUUGUCAACUAUUGGAUCCCGAUAGCGCGCUUCGCAAACGGCCCCGUGGCGUUUGGAACGCGCUUAAACGUUCAGCGAUAAAAUAAUGGUUGUAAAUCAUCAGCGCUUGACGCGAGGACCAGAAGCGCAGGCUUGCGGGUGCCACGGCCGGUUGAACGCAGCCAGACUCGGGGUGCACUGGUGGGAGGGGUUGAGUCGCUGACUGGGAUGUGUGCGCCUGAUCACGCUUCGGCGGUGUUAGUGCGUGACAAGACGACGAGACGACACGACAGCUGUGGCUCUCCGGUGCCCCGCCGUGUACCGGGCUACCGACCCGAAACCUCCGACGAUACACCUGUGGAAAGCACGCGCCACCCGUGACCUUAGCGGACUGUGGCGGCGGGGCAGGUUAUGAGGCCCCUCAUCUCAUGCCGUCCCCAGCUCCAGGUUGCCACGGCAACGACCCAGCAUCCUGCUCAGGGUCGUCAUAGAAGCUCUCGGACAAAUGACAGCACGGUCCGAAGCCGCGUGAUUCCAGAAUCCCCUUUUUGUGUAAUCAGAUACAGAAAGUUCAGAGGAGCAGAGCAACUGGACUGAACUUCCCCGCCAGUGAUUGCAUCUUUGGCCCAAACCGGCCUCUAAUUUACUACGAAAUGGUCGGCUUGCAUCUCUUCGCGACGUUGCUGCUGGUUGCCCCGGCGAUGGCGGGCCAGGCCAACGAGCGGAGGGUCGUGGCCCACAUUCCCGGGGACGUCAUCAUCGGCGCCCUCUUCUCCGUCCACCACCAGCCGCCGGCCGACAAAGUGCACGAGCGCAAAUGCGGGGCGGUUCGGGAGCAGUACGGCAUCCAGCGCGUGGAGGCCAUGAUGCACACGCUGGACCGAAUCAACGCCGACCCCAAAAUCCUCCCCAACGUCACGCUGGGCUGCGAGAUCCGAGACUCCUGCUGGCAUUCGGCCGUGGCUCUGGAGCAGAGCAUCGAGUUCAUACGGGACUCGCUCGUCGCCGCCGACGAGAGCGAGGAGGCCGGGGGCGGGGCCAAGUGUGCCGAUCCCGGAGCCACGCCCAUGAAGGGCAAGAAGCCCAUCGUGGGGCUCAUCGGCCCGGGUUCGAGUUCCGUGGCCAUUCAAGUGCAGAAUUUGCUGCAGCUGUUUAAUAUCCCGCAGAUCGCCUACUCCGCCACAAGUAUGGACCUCAGCGACAAAUCGCUCUACAAAUACUUCAUGAGGGUCGUGCCGUCGGACGCCCAGCAGGCCAGAGCCAUGGUGGACAUAGUGAAGAGAUACAACUGGACCUACGUGUCUGCCAUCCACACAGAGGGUAACUACGGUGAGAGUGGGAUGGAGGCGUUUAAAGAGAUGGCGGGGAAGGAAGGCAUUUGCAUCGCUCACUCGGACAAGAUCUGGAGUAACGCCGGCGAGCAGAGCUUCGACCGUCUGCUGGUCAAACUGCGCAAGUAUCUGCCCAAAGCUCGCGUGGUGGCGUGUUUCUGCGAGGGCAUGACCGUACGAAACAUCCUGAUGGCCAUGAGGAGGCAAAACCUCGUUGGAGAGUUCCUGUUGGUCGGCAGUGACGGCUGGGCGGACCGCUACGACGUCACUGACGGGUACGUGCGCGAGGCCGCCGGCGGGAUCACCAUAAAGCUGCAGUCCGCAGACGUCAAGUGGUUUGACGAUUAUUACCUGAAACUGCGUCCCGAGAACAACCCAAGAAACCCCUGGUUCCCUGAGUUCUGGCAGCACCGCUUCCACUGCCGUCUGAAGGGACACCCGCAGGAGAACAACAAAUACAACCGCACCUGCGGCAAGCGGGACUCUCUACGGCAGCAGUACGCGCAGGACACCAAGAUGGGCUUCGUGAUCAACGCCAUCUACAGCAUGGCCUACGGCCUCCACAGCAUGCAGAAGGUGCUGUGUCCCGGCAUGGUGGGUCUGUGUGACGCCAUGCGGCCCAUCGAUGGCUCCAAGCUCCUCGAGUUCCUCAUGAAGACCAACUUCACUGGGGUGUCCGGGGAAAACAUUUACUUUGACGAGAACGGCGACUCGCCCGGGAGUUACGUCAUCAUGAACUUUAAGAAGAUGGGCAAAGAUUAUUUCGACUACACGAACGUGGGCAGCUGGGACAACAGCGGACUGCAGAUCGAUGACGACGAGAUCUGGGCCACCAAAGAAGAGAUGAUUAAAUCUGUGUGCAGUGAACCCUGCGAUAAAGGUCAAAUCAAGGUGAUCCGUAAAGGAGAGGUCAGCUGCUGUUGGACAUGCACUCCCUGUAAGGAGAACGAGUUUGUUUUUGACGAGUACACGUGUCGCGCGUGUGAGCUGGGAUCCUGGCCCACCAACGACCUCACCGGAUGUGACCCCAUCCCAGUGAAAUAUUUGAGAUGGGGCGACCCUGAGCCCAUCGCGGCCGUGGUCUUCGCCUGCUUGGGUCUGAUGGCCACGUUCUUCGUCACCUCCAUCUUCAUCAUCUACCGCGACACUCCAGUGGUGAAGUCGUCCAGUCGCGAGCUGUGCUACAUCAUUCUGGCGGGCAUCUGUCUGGGCUACCUGUGCACCUUCUGUCUGAUCGCCAAACCUCACGUUAUCUACUGCUACCUGCAGCGGCUGGGCAUCGGCUUGUCGCCCGCCAUGAGCUACUCGGCCCUCGUCACCAAGACCAAUCGCAUCGCUCGGAUCCUGGCCGGCAGCAAAAAGAAGAUCUGCACCAAGAAGCCUCGUUUCAUGAGCGCCUGCGCCCAGCUGGUGAUCGCCUUCCUGCUCAUCCUCCUGCAGCUAGGCAUCAUCGUGGCGCUCUUCGUGAUGGAGCCUCCCGACGUCAUCCACGACUAUCCCUCCAUCCGCGAGGUCAACCUCAUCUGCAACACCACCAACUUGGGCGUGGUGGCGCCGCUGGGCUACAACGGCCUCCUCAUCAUGAGCUGCACCUUCUACGCCUUCAAGACUCGCAACGUUCCCGCUAACUUUAACGAGGCGAAGUACAUCGCCUUCACCAUGUACACCACCUGCAUCAUCUGGCUGGCCUUUGUGCCCAUUUACUUCGGCUCCAACUACAAGACCAUCACCAUGUGCUUCUCCGUCAGCCUGAGCGCCACCGUGGCUCUGGGCUGCAUGUUUGUGCCGAAGGUUUACAUUAUUUUGGCCAAACCGGAGAGAAACGUCCGCAGCGCGUUCACUACAUCAACGGUGGUGCGCAUGCACGUGGGAGACGGAAAGUCUUCAUCCGCGGCCAGCCGGUCGAGCAGCCUCGUCAAUCUGUGGAAGAGACGGGGAUCGUCGGGAGAGACGCUCAGCUCUAAUGGGAAGUCGGUGACGUGGGCCCAGAAUGAAUGCAGUUCCAAAGGUGGCCACCUGUGGCAGCGUCUCUCCUUCCACAUUAAGAAGCGCGAAAGCAACCAGACGGCUGUGAUCAAACCUUUCUCCAAAACGUCUGAGGGGCGCUAUUGCGGAGGCAGCGACAUCAACACAGACAACAGCAAUAACAAGAUGCUGUACGAGGUCACCGGAGCGGAGGAGCGCUACCCCAUCACCUACAGGCCCCAAACACCCUCACCGAUCAGCACCGUGACCCAGAGAGCGAGCAUCGCAUUAUCGCAGAGCGCCGGAGCCGCCGACUCCCAGGUCAUGAGCGUCUCCACGUACAUGUGCCAGCCUCCGCACCGCGGUAACGGCGGUGGAAGUGCGUCGCAGGGCUCUCUGAUGGAGCAGAUUAGCUGCGUGGUGAACCGCUUCACCGCUAACAUCAGCGAGCUCAACAGCAUGAUGCUCUCCAGUUCUCCUCCAGGGGGCGCCGUGGGUUUGUCCAGCAGCGCAUCUGCGCACGCUCACGCCGUGGAGCCCUGCUGUCCCCCGGCCUACCGCCUGUCCCGGGAAAUCUCCAUGCCGACUACUAUGACCACCUAUGCCGAAAUCCAGCCCCUCCCACCGGUGGAGUCUAACGUGGGACGCCCCGCCCCUCCCUGCCCACUUUCCAGUUCGUCGCGACUCAAAACUUCACCCACGACCAGUGGGAAGGAGCUAAAGGGGGGCGUGUCCUCGGCUCUUGUCGCGGCCAAUCAGCAGGAGCUUGAGGAACUGCUGGCGCUGACUCCGCCCUCCCCGUUCAGGGACUCCGUCGGGUCGGGCAGCGGCUCGCCAAGCUCUCCCGCAUCGGAUACCGAAACGUCCGCUCUUCCGCCCAUCCCAAAAUACGAGUGCCUGGUGCUCCGACACUACAGCCAGAGCUCGUCUUCGUUAUGAGGACAACAGACGGAAGGAUGGAGCGCCGAACGGCGUAAUUCACACAGGCGGAGACGGACACUGCUUGAGUGUGUGUGUUUACAUGUUCUCACCUUCGGACCAAUGCAAAACAGGGCGUUGCGGUCCCUACGGAGGAAUAUUUCCAACAUCAGACCUGCAGUAGAAUCACAACGGUGUCUAAUCGUUCGUCUAGUUGGCGCUCCGUUGGUCUAUUUUGGUAGUGGCCUUAAACAAACAUGGCUUUCAUCUAAUUAGUGCUGUUUCUAUGAGGACUACAAUAUGUUGUUGUGCCCCCAGCAGGACGGGGGUGGACGAACGCCCAACCUGGGGAUGUUCCCACACAAAGGACAUUACGAGCCUUUUUUUGCUACGUUCAUCGUCAAACAAUGAGAUUAUUAAGGGCUGGAAAAAGGCACGACAGCGAAGGGAAAAGCCUGUAUAAUUACAUGUUGCGUAAUCGUUAGCUCGCACGCUCGUACGCGACUGCUGGUGCGCUGUAAUAACUGAAGAGAGCGAGGUGAUGUCCCCGAUGCUUUCUGAGAUUCAAACGCAAUCUUUGAACAAAGUGCUUUGUUUGAUGUACCACAGGACAGCGUGAGAGAGCAAACAGACCGAUACUUAGACACCCGUCAUUGUCCAUUAUAUUCCCUUCUCCUUUUCCUUUCUCUUUUCCCGUGUUUCUCCUGCCCUUUUCAGGAACAGAAUAUAUGGAUGAAUCUCAUGAAACCUCUUAAGAUUCUAUUUCAAGCAGUCCAUUCAUCCACUGAUGCAUUCAUUCAUUCUAUAACAAAUAGAUUGCAUAUAGAAAACUACAUACAUUUUUUAAUUUAUUUUUGUUUUUUUCCCAAAAAAUUCAUCAUUUAUUAUUUUCGAAAUACAUGAAAACGACUGCAAGGAUCUUAAAAUACACGUAACAUCCUGUAAGUAAAAUAUUUAUUUAAAAUGUAUUUAUUUAUUUGCAAGAAUUUGAAUUUGAAAAAUAAUUAAAUAUUGCGGUAAAUAUUAUUUAAAGUGGUUAACAAACAGAUUUCAUUAUUAUUAUUAUUAAUAAAUGGACACAUUCAUUCAGUCAUUUCUAUUUAUUAUUAUUAUUAAUAUUGCUUUAUUUGCUUUUUUUGGGGGUGGGGAGUGGCUUGGGGUUUGGGAUAAUAUGAACAUAUCUUCAUGAGAUUCAUCUGUAUUAUUGUUAUUGUAUUUAUUUUGGUCGGACCAAAUUUAUUGCCAAAUUAUUGCGGUACCAUGAUACAGUGGUAAUAUCAGACGGUACUUAGUACUUACUUACACAUAUCACCCCUAAUAAACCCCAGUGGUUCUUUAGUGAGCUGAAUCAAUUCACAGCACUCUGCGAACCCCAUUUUGGUCCGGUCCUAAAGUCAACAUGAAAAAAAAAAAAAAAAAGCGCCAUGCUUACUUCAUUCAUAAACGUUCCUGGUGUUAUUUCAAAACAAUCCGUGCACAUUAUUCCAAAGAAAAAUUUGUUUUAACUCUGAAAUUAUGUGCAAGUUGUCACAUUACAGAAGUAUAAUGGGCUGCAAACAGCGUUUCAUGUUGACUUUAAAUGCUACUUUUCUCUAGAAGAAGGGCUUUUUAUGUCAUCUCAAAGAUGUAUCGUUUCUCUAUCUAUCCUAUCAUUCUAUCUAUUAGGUUUUGAAUCAUUAAGAAUGAGUUACGAGUUCACCGUGAAGCCAUUCUAAUCACUUCGAUUGAUCGCUCCUAUCGAUUGUGUAAAUAUCAAGGGCAUGCGCACAGCAACAAGUCUAGUAAAGUUUUAAUAGCGACUUAUUGUCGAACCUGAACAAUAGCGGUCAUUUUACACGGAUUACACGAGGACGGAAUAACAGGAGAUUUUACGAGUCUAAAGAUGUCUUUUCUUACCAUUCCCUUGUGUACAGAAUGUGCUUAGAUGAAUGUGAGGCUACUCAAGUGUCUAGCAAUUAUAUGGAAAACAAAAAAGAGAAAUCUACAAGUAAUAUUUAUCUUAAUAGAGCUUUUAGUGCCAAAGGGGAGGGAGGAGGAGGAGGAUGGGCCAAAAUGUGUGUUUUUUCGUAACAUAAUGAUAUGAAUCGUUUUUAUGGUGAUGAGUAUUCUUUUUAUAUAUAUAUAUAUAUAUUAUAAAUAUUCCAGACUUUGGGACUCGAAGCAAUACAAGUCAUACGCAUAUACAAAGCACAUCAGCUUUAGACAAUAUUUGUGCUACGUCGAGUUUUUUAAUCAACUUCUUUCUGUGAAUGAGAACUCUUCCUCCGUCUCUGACGUCAAAUUCGGGGGAUUCAGGCCGUAUCUACGUCAGAUACGCUUCGAAAACUAGAUCGCUCGCAUUAAAAUCAAUGCUUCUGCCUACACUGAACUCUGCACAUCUCCUUCAGACGCUUUAUAAUCCCCUGAAAUACAAUUUUAUUUCAAAAUAUCGUGCUUUUGAAUUAACGCUAUUUUAUACAUUUUAUUUGUAAUGUGUUUAGAUACGCACUGACAGUUACACGAACGCCAGAUAACUACAUGUUGUAGCAAUACUAACAUUAAAACGAUGUGUAUGAUGAUAAAUCAUGAUUUGUACUACUAACAAACAAAGUCUGAAUUUCAACAUUUAAACUCAUAAAAAGUCUAAAAUUGAGUCGUGAACUCCAUCAUAAAAAGUCGGAAUUGCAAAAUGUAAAUUCAGCAUUUUAAAAAAUUCAGUUGCGAGAUUUAAACGCAAUAAAAAUUUUAUAAAUUUUAUAAAAAUGAAAUAACUUAGAAUUCUAAGGUAAAAAAGUAUUGCGAGAUGUGGACUUGGAAUUCCAAUAAAAAUUAAUUCUGGGAUGUAAACUCAGAAUUCCAAAAAAAUAAAAAUGAUUGCGAAUUGUAAAUUCAGCAUUACAAAAAAUUUAAUUGUGAGAUGUAGUUUAAAAAUUCUGUCAGGGAAAAUUUUUAUUUUUUUUUUAAAUGUAAACUUUAAAUUCCAAGAAUUCUAAGAUCAAAGUGGACUUGCGAGAGGCAGACUUCUAGAAUCCCGAUAGAAAACAGUCACGUUUGCAAGAUUUAAACUCAGAAUUCCAACAAAAAUGGGGAUUGUAAGUUCAGCAUUCAAAAAAAGUCAAUAGCGAGAUGUUGUAGAUUCUUGGAUGUAGACUUUAAAAACGGUCAGAAUCGCAAGAUUUAAACUCAGAAAAUGGCAAUACCUUUUUUAUUUUUAUAGAGGGCUAAGUCUGACUUUCUAUUUCUGCUUUAUUGCGACAUCUCCAAAAAUUCUCCAACGCGUAUCUGCAUCGCUAAACACCUUCAGCGAUUGGAAACUCGCGGCGUUGUGCCUGGUUACGACACGGUUAGCUGAACGGACCGCUAAAGUAACAUUACAGAGAAAGUGCAAUGGUUUUUACUACAUUCUGCACAUCCAGAAACUCAAAAUGUUUAAAUCUCGCCGCACCGCCAUCUUACUAAAUGACUACUUCCUCCGAGAAAAUACUGUGGUCAUCCUUUCUCUUUGUUUACUCUUGGAGCGUACACCGGGGUGGCACAUCGAAUCAUAAAUCUGUGUAAUAUUCCAGAUGAUCUAUACCGUGGGUGUCAUUUGGUAAUAGGCUUUGGUGGGUUUUUUUUGCUACAGGUACACAGGAACAGCCGGAGAGAUUAUACAGAUUUAUUGCGGCACGUUUGGAAGCAGCUGCGGGUUUGUCGGGAACGGCUUAAAUUUGAUUCGGCGAGAUCAAAAACACGAUGCUUGAAAGACCCCGUGAAAUAUUAAUAAAUCAGCCCCCGGAAGGCGAUCUCUCCUUUUCCCUCCGUUUCUGUUUGCGAGUUUCUCUUCGUUAAGUGGGUUUCUGAACAUGACAGAUACAUUCGGUGCAUUUGUAGGAGCUCUGGGUUGAAUGUCAAUGUUGCUGCCUAUAGUAGACUCACAUUGAUGUUUACAUUAUCAUGCUUGCUGGAGCACACGGGAUCUUUUAUCAGCGGCGAGACGCGGCCGUUUAGCGUCCGGGCUCUGAAUGUGUCGCACAGGUUCGCGAACGAAGGACGAAACCGACCCCGUGACUCCAUCUCAAGUGCUAACAUCUUUUUUUUUUUUUGCGUGCGAUUCUUUACUCUCAAGUGAUCGGUUCUAUUUUCGUUAUAUCUAUAUCUAUAUCUAUAUAUUGGGACCUGUGUUUGCUGAUUCUCUGACGUAGAGAUUCUGUAGGAUGUUGAUCAUCAUUGACGUGGUACUGCAGAUGACUUUCGUUGACAUUUGUUGAUAUUCCAGUUUCUUGCAGCUUUGUGGGGAAAAAUAAAAAUGUGAGAAAACGCUUACGGCUGUAUAAAAACAUUUUCCCUUUUUCUUGACAUGGAAACCGUUGUGGUGUGGUAUGAAAUCUUUCCAAUCAUUAUUAAAAACAUAAAAUUAA